Gopherus flavomarginatus (Mexican gopher tortoise) is the source of this 7575-nucleotide messenger RNA. It is a transcript of the gene CCDC88A, whose product is annotated as coiled-coil domain containing 88A. Gene Ontology annotation, molecular function: microtubule binding; dynein light intermediate chain binding. The transcript has 31 exons. Gene Ontology annotation, biological process: cytoplasmic microtubule organization; cytoskeleton-dependent intracellular transport. NCBI's taxonomy places the organism in Eukaryota, Metazoa, Chordata, Testudines, Testudinidae. Bases 542 to 6679 code for a protein of 2045 amino acids. Gene Ontology annotation, cellular component: centrosome; cytoplasm. The record is from RefSeq and is a predicted model, not a curated record.
GGGGCUGGUUCCCUAUCCCUGGGCUGCCUGUGACACUGGUGGGGGUGGAGCGGGGUCAGAGGCUGUGCCUCUCGUCGGCAAAACCUUUAAUCUGAGGCGGAGGCUGGUGAGUGGUAUUUGCCCCUCACUUCCUCCUUUCCUUGCUCUGGGGGCCGAUUAGCCUGGAGAGUUUAACUGGGGCUUCCCCUCGCUGAAUGAGGAGUUGCUGUGGUAGCCUGGAGGGUUUUUUUUUUUUGGUCUGAUGUAGACUCCAACAGCCUUCCUCCUUUCUCUCCUUCCUUCUUCCCCUUCACUGUAGAACGGGAGAGACCCAUGAAUGGGAAGGCUGAAAUGAAUUUAGAUGGGCUUUCGAUUGCUUUUUUUUUUAAAAGAAGAGGAUAAAUCCCAGUUGCCAAUGCGCUGUUUUUUAUAUUGCUUUGAAGAAAUGGGGGUCAUUUGCUGCUGCUAAAUCCUUGGAGUAUUUUAGAGAGUUGCUACAAAGAAGGCAAAUCUGUAUUUUUUGAAGCAAAGGAGCCACAUUGAUUUUAGCCUUUUUUAUAAAAUGGAGAAUGAGAUAUUCACACCCCUGUUGGAGCAGUUUAUAUCUAGCCCUCUUGUCACCUGGGUUAAGACAUUUGGACCCUUAGCUGGAGGAAAUGGGAGCAACCUGGAGGAAUAUGUGGCUCUAGUGGAUGGCAUAUUCUUGAACGAAGUCAUGCUCCAAAUCAAUCCUAAAUCCACUACUCAGAGAGUAAAUAAGAAAGUCAACAAUGAUGCGUCACUUAGGAUUCAAAAUUUGUCUAUUUUGGUGAGACAAAUAAAAUCUUAUUAUCAGGAGACUUUGCAGCAGUUGAUCAUGAUGUCUUUGCCAAAUGUCUUGAUAAUUGGCAGAAAUCCUUUUUCUGAGCCGGGAACUGAAGAAAUUAAAAAACUACUUUUACUCUUACUUGGCUGCGCAGUUCAGUGUCAGAAAAAAGAAGAAUUCAUUGAAAGAAUCCAAGGUUUAGAUUUUGAUACAAGAGCAGCUGUUGCUGCCCACAUUCAAGAGGUAACUCAUAAUCAGGAAAAUGUGUUUGAUCUGCAGUGGAUGGAUGUCAGCAUUCUGUCACAAGAAUAUAUCGAGCCUCUCUUGAAAAAUAUGGCAUUACAUUUAAAAAGACUCAUUGAUGAAAGGGAUGAACAUUCUGAGACUAUCAUAGAGCUUUCUGAAGAACGGGACUGUCUUCAUUUUCUACCUCAUGCAUCAGCAGCACAAUCACCUUGUGGAUCUCCAGGCAUUAAACGCACUGAAAGCAGACAGCACUUGUCAGUGGAGCUGGCAGAUGCUAAAGCAAAGAUAAGAAGACUUAGGCAGGAGCUGGAGGAAAAAACUGAGCAGCUGCUAGAUUGUAAACAAGAACUUGAACAGAUGGAAGCUGAACUAAAGAGACUGCAGCAGGAGAAUAUGAAUUUGCUUUCGGAUGCUCGCUCUGCCAGAGUGUACCGUGAUGAGUUAGACGUACUCCGUGAGAAGGCAAUCCGAGUUGACAAGCUUGAAAGUGAAGUCAGCCGAUACAAAGAGAGGCUGCAUGAUAUUGUAUUCUACAAGGCUAGAGUUGAGGAAUUAAAAGAAGACAAUCAAGUAUUGUUGGAAACAAAGACAAUGUUGGAAGAUCAACUAGAGGGGACCCGAGCCCGUUCUGAUAAAUUACACGAACUGGAAAAGGAAAAUCUGCAAUUAAAAGCCAAACUACAUGAUAUGGAGAUGGAGCGUGACAUGGACAGAAAAAAAAUCGAGGAACUCAUGGAGGAAAAUAUGACUCUAGAAAUGGCUCAGAAACAAAGCAUGGAUGAAUCAUUACAUCUUGGGUGGGAACUUGAACAGAUGAACAGAACUACUGAGCUUUCUGAAGUGCCACGAAAGUCACUUGGCCAUGAAGUGAAUGAAUUGACAUCAAGUAGAUUGCUGAAGCUGGAAAUGGAAAACCAAAGUUUGCUGAAGACGGUGGAAGAGCUACAAAAUGUAGCGGGUUCUGUAGAAGGCAGUAAUUCAAAGAUUCUGAAAAUGGAAAAAGAAAACCAAAGACUUAGCAAAAAGUUGGAAGGACUUGAGAAUGAAAUUAAGCAAGAGAAACAAAGUCUUCAGAAUAGUCAAAAUCUGAGCAAAGAUCUGAUGAAAGAAAAAGCACAACUUGAAAAGACCAUUGAGACACUUCGAGAAAACUCAGAGAGACAGAUUAAAAUAUUGGAACAGGAGAAUGAGCAUAUGAAUCAAACCGUAGAUGCUCUAAGGCAACGAUCUCAAAUCAGUGCUGAAGCAAGAGUGAAAGACAUUGAAAAAGAAAAUAAAAUCCUCCAUGAAUCUAUCAAAGAGGCCAGCAGUAAGCUAAAUAAGAUUGAAUUUGAGAAAAAGCAAAUGAGGAAAGAACUGGAACAUUAUAAAGAGAAAGGAGAAAGAGCAGAAGAGCUUGAGAAUGAGUUGCAUCAUCUUGAAAAGGAGAAUGAGUUAUUACAGAAAAAGAUUACCAAUUUAAAAAUUACUUGUGAGAAGAUAGAAGCCUUAGAGCAAGAAAACUCAGACCUGGAAGUGGAAAACAGAAAGUUGAAAAAAACUUUAGAUAACUUUAAAAACCUUACUUUUCAGUUGGAAUCAUUGGAGAAAGAGAAUUCACAACUUGAUGACGAAAAUUUAGAGCUAAGAAGAACAGUUGAAUCUUUGAAGUGUACAAGCAUCAAGAUGGCCCAAUUACAGUUAGAAAAUAAGGAAUUGGAAAGUGAAAAGAAGCAACUUAAAAAAGGGUUGGAGCUUAUGAAAGCUUCAUGUAAAAAAACAGAACGUUUAGAAGUCAGCUACCAAGGUUUAGAUACAGAAAACCAAAGGCUACAGAAAGCAUUAGAAAAUAGUACCAAAAAGAUUCAACAAUUGGAAAGUGAACUACAAGAUUUAGAGUCUGAAAACCAAACUCUGCAAAAGAAUCUGGAAGAAUUAAAAAUCUCUAGUAAACGCCUAGAGCAAUUAGAGAAGGAGAAUAAGCUAUUGGAACAAGAGACUUCUCAGCUGGAAAAGGAUAAGAAACAACUAGAAAAAGAGAAUAAGAGACUCCGACAACAAGCAGAAAUUAAAGACAGUACUUUAGAAGAGAACAAUAUAAAAAUUAGUAAUCUGGAAAAGGAAAACAAAUCUCUAUGUAAAGAAAUAAGUAUAUUUAAAGAGUCUUGUGUACGUCUAAAAGAGCUAGAAAAAGAAAAUAAAGAACUUGUGAAAAGAGCUACCAUUGAUAAGAAAACACUCGUCACAUUACGAGAGGAUUUGGUGAAUGAAAAACUGAAGACCCAACAAAUGAAUAAUGAUCUUGAAAAACUUACGCAUGAACUUGAAAAGAUAGGUUUAAAUAAAGAGCGCCUCUUGCAUGAUGAACAGAGCACAGAUGACAGCAGGUACAAGCUUUUGGAGUCAAAAUUAGAGUCUACACUAAAGAAGUCUCUAGAAAUAAAAGAAGAAAAAAUUGCGGCUUUGGAAGCUCGUUUAGAAGAGUCAACAAAUUUAAACCAGCAGCUGCGCCAGGAACUUAAAACAGUGAAAAAAAACUAUGAAGCUCUCAAGCAAAGACAAGAGGAGGAAAGGAUGGUACAGAAUUCUCCUCCAAGAACUGGUGAAGAAACCCAGUCUGUCAAUAAAUGGGAAAAGGAAAAUCAGGAAACUACUAGAGAACUAUUGAAGGUUAAAGAUAGAUUAAUAGAAGUAGAAAGGAAUAAUGCUACCCUGCAGGCAGAGAAACAAGCACUGAAAACUCAACUAAAGCAACUUGAGACCCAGAACAAUAAUCUACAAGCUCAGAUUCUGUCACUUCAGAGACAGACUGUUUCUUUACAGGAGCAAAAUACAACCUUACAAACUCAGAAUGCCAAACUUCAGGUUGAAAAUUCUACCCUUAAUUCUCAAAGUACAUCUCUUAUGAAUCAGAAUGCACAACUGCUGAUCCAACAGUCUGCCUUGGAAAAUGAAAAUGAAUCUAUACUCAAGGAACGAGAGGAUCUGAAAUCAUUGUAUGAUUCACUGGUCAAAGAUCAUGAAAAACUGGAACAUCUUCAUGAACGUCAAGCUUCCGAAUAUGAAUCUCUAAUUGCCAAACAUGGAAGCCUCAAGUCUGCACACAAAAAUCUUGAGGUGGAACAUAAGGACUUAGAAGAUAGGUACAAUCAGUUGCUGAAACAAAAAGUGCAGUUAGAGGAGUUGGAAAAAGUGCUCAAAGUAGAACAAGAGAAGAUGUUGCUGCAAAGCAAAAACCACAAAACUGUAGCAGCAGAAUACAAAAAACUUUGUGAUGAAAAUGAUAGGCUAAAUCAUACAUACAAUCAACUUUUAAGAGAGAAUGAAGUUCUUCAAACUGACCAUAAGAAUUUGAAAAGCUUAUUGAACAAUUCCAAACUAGAACAAACACGAUUAGAAGCUGAAUUUUCUAAACUGAAGGAACAGUACCAACAACUGGAUAUUACAUCUACAAAACUGAAUAAUCAGUGUGAGUUGCUUAGCCAGCUUAAAGGAAAUCUGGAGGAAGAAAACAGACAUCUACUUGAUCAAAUUCAGACAUUAAUGCUACAGAAUAGAACAUUACUGGAGCAGAAUAUGGAAAGCAAGGAUCUUUUCCACGUUGAACAGAGACAGUACAUUGACAAGUUAAAUGAAUUGAGACGACAAAAGGAGAAAUUAGAGGAGAAGAUUAUGGAUCAGUAUAAAUUUUAUGAGCCAUCUCCUCCCAGAAGAAGGGGCAAUUGGAUUACUCUAAAAAUGAGGAAAUUGAUAAAAUCUAAGAAAGAUGUUAACCGUGAACGUCUGAAGUCUCUGACUCUUACACCUACCCGUUCGGAGUCCAGUGAAGGAUUUCUUCAGCUACCCCAUCAGGACAGUCAAGAUAGUUCCUCUGUGGGCUCAAACUCUCUUGAAGAUGGCCAGACACUGGGAACCAAAAAGAGCAGUAUGAUUGCAUUGAAAAGACUGCCCUUUUUGAGGAACAGACCGAAGGAAAAAGACAAAAUGAAGGCCAUCUACCGUCGCUCCAUGUCCAUGAAUGACCUGGUGCAGUCCAUGGUCCUAGGAGGAGGACAAUGGACAGGUAGUUCUGAGCAUCUGGAGGGCCCUGAUGAUGUAUCUACGGGUAAAAGGAAAAAAGAAUUGGGAGCUAUGGCCUUCUCUACUACAGCUAUCAACUUUGCAACUGUCAACUCUUCUUCAGUCUUCAGAUCCAAGCAAUUGCUAAAUAAUAAAGAUACUACAUCCUUUGAAGAUGUAAGUCCACAAGGCAUUAGUGAUGAUUCUAGUACAGGAUCAAGAGUUCAUGCUUCCAGACCAGCCAGCCUUGAUAGUGGCAGAACAUCCACUAGUAAUAGCAAUAACAACGCUUCACUUCAUGAAGUCAAAGCAGGUGGAAUUAACAACCAAAGUAGGCCACAAAGUCACAGCAGUGGAGAAUUUAGUCUGCUUCAUGAACAUGAGGCUUGGUCUAGCAGCAGCAGCAGUCCCAUCCAGUAUUUGAAAAGUCACACCAAGUUGAGUCCCAUGAUCCAGGAAAAAAUGCCUGAAACAGUGGAUAAUCAAGGAAAGCAGAAGAUCAAAACUGGUUCUCCUGGAAGUGAGGUUGUUACUCUGCAGCAGUUUUUAGAAGAAAGCAACAAGGUUACUUCUACAGAGAUAAAGUGUGCAAGCCAAGAGAAUCUUUUAGAUGAAGUAAUGAAAAGUUUGUCUGAGUCUGCUGAGUUGGCAGGAAAAGAAAAGCUAAGGAAACAGUCGUCUGUCAACAGUGGUAUCAUCAAGUCAUUAAGUGGGAAAAACACAGUUGACUUCUCAGAUGGAAGGUCAGCUAAACCUGAACAGCUUGUAAGGCCCAGCCCUCGUAAAACUGAAGAUACCUACUUUACCAGCUCUCCAAUAAAAUUGAUGUCAGGUACUCAAGGAAAGGUCAAGUCAAUCAAAGAAAAAGUACAGACAGAUCCAUCACAACGACAAUCAAAAGAUUGCAGCCCUUAUGCUACCUUACCUCGUGCAAGCAAUGUGAUUUCUACAGCAGAAGGAACUACUCGAAGGACAAGCAUUCAUGAUUUUUUAUCUAAGGACAGUAGGCAGCCUGUAUCAAUUGAUCCAGCACCAUCUACAGCUGAUAAAAGCAUUCCAUCAGCAUCUAGUGAGUACCGUGCACACCAGCAGUCCUCUAGUUUUUUUCAUUAUACAUCUUACAAUGUAGAUUCUAUUCCACAAAAUGAUUUAGAUAAUACAAUUAAACCAGAUCACUCGGGAUAUAAAUCUGCGAAGCCUAGGAAUUCAAGGAUGGGAAAAUCAAAUGUUGUUGACAAAACUUCGAGCACUAAUGUGUUCAGUGAUAAAGUUGGUAUAUCAACUAAUGAUAGCACAGGGACAUUUGCUGUUGCCCAUGUGUCACAGCCAUUUUUAUCCCUUAACACUGAAUUAGUUAGUAAUAUAAGUGGAUUACCUCAAAGGUCUUCAGCUAAGGUAACUGAUCAGACAUUUGUCUCAUCAGUUAAAUCUUUACAAAAAGAUCAUGAACAGUCUUCUGAUGACCAUAAGUCUGAUAACAGUAACCCACAGUCAGUUCUAAAUAGUGAAUUUACUGCUGCUUCUGCAUGUGUAAAUACUAGCAAGAUUGAAUCCCCUUUACUGGUUUCUGAAGAUAACCAAACUGUUUGGUAUGAGUAUGGUUGUGUAUGAUACGAGAGAUGUCAUAUUAAAUACAAAUGACGCAGAUGUUCUUCUCAAAGUGAUUUAGGGAAUGUUCCACUAAAAAUAAAAAAUAGUUUCUGGCAGGUUUGUAGGGGGGGUGUUUUCCUCUGAAUGGUGAUAUAAACAUCAGCUGUGUAUUACAGCAUGCGUAUAAAUGUAAAAUUGUAAUCACACCAAAGCUUGCACGAAACAUUAAUUGCACUGUAUAUUUUCUGCAUGCCUCUAAAAGCCUUAAUAAUACAAACUAAUGUUCUGUAUUUUUAUUUAUCACAUUAGAAAUAUUUUGUUUUUCUACAUUAUUGAAUGCAUGUUAAAGCAGUUGCAUGCUGCAUUGCCAAAAAUGGCACAAAGAACCAGGUAAUUUUUACCAACAGGAAGGUAUUUUCCUCACUUGUACUUUUGUUUUCGGAUGCAUCACCCAUACAAAAAUGCCUAUUUUUUCCUCUUGCACAUAUACAAUACUAGCAAAAAAAACCCCAACCUGUUAGGCAGAUUUUAGUAUCUUUUGCUUUUUAUUUAUGCUAUGUUUUGUGUGUCGUUUUGCUCAAGGAAUAAGUUGUACCCCAAAUAAUUCAGUGCCUGUAGUUUGCUGCACAAUAAAUAUGAACUGCAGUUCACAUUUAUUAAAAUAUUUGAACUUUAAUAAAUAAAACAAUGUUAAUAUUCAUAAAUGGUAAUUUUUUAAAAUAUAACAAUCAAAUUAAGUGUAGCAGUUGCAUAGAAAAAAUGAUCCUCCUCUACCUCUUUUUCCUUUUCCUAUGGUUUAUCUUCCCAUGUCUAACAUACAGAGGCUGUCCAAUGUGCUGUUUUAUUUGGAGUCAAGUAACACUAUAGUUUUAUGAGAAUUUUUACAAUGUAUAAUAAUAAUAAAAAUCUUUACUAAU